GGGGUGACGCAAUCCGCGCACAGUAUGUCCACUACGGCCUCGUAUGGUUUGUUUAGGCUGAGCACUUUAUGUAACGCGUUUUUGUUACACACCACCGCGCAGGGACACGUGUUUUAUUUGAGAUCCGUCGAUGCAGAAACGUUUGCACAUAGCAUGAUGGCAACUCUGUCAGAGACAAAGGAAGUCUUUCGGAGAGCAGAAGCUGUCUGUUUCGAUGUGGACAGCACAGUCAUCAAAGAAGAAGGCAUUGAUGAACUUGCCAAAUUUUGUGGCGUGGGAGAUGCAGUCACUGAAAUGACUCGCAAAGCAAUGGGCGGCUCAAUGACAUUUAAAACAGCCCUGACUGAACGUCUUUCCAUCAUCCGAUGUUCUAGAGAACAAGUGAACAAACUGAUAACGGACCACCCACCUCAGCUGACUCCAGGCAUCAGGGAGCUUGUGGACCGUCUGCACCAGCGCAACAUAAAGGUGUUCCUCAUCUCAGGAGGUUUCCGCUGCAUCGUUGAACACGUGGCCACUCAGCUAAACAUUCCUCUGCAUCAUGUGUAUGCUAACCGGCUCAAGUUCUACUUCAAUGGAGAGUAUGCUGGUUUUGAUGAGAGUCAGCCCACAGCGGAGAGCGGGGGAAAAGGAAAAGUCAUCAGUAUGUUGAAGGAACAAUACGGCUUCAAAACUGUGGUGAUGAUUGGAGACGGAGCCACUGAUCUAGAGGCAUGCCCUCCUGCUAAUGCGUUCAUUGGAUUCGGAGGGAACGUCACCAGGCCGCAGGUUAAGGAGAGGUCUGCGUGGUACGUGACAAGUUUCGGAGAGCUGCUAAAAGAACUGGAGAAGAUUUAAACAAGCUAAAAGAGUACUGUUACUAAUUUUACCAUUUUAUAUUUGCACCUAAGGGUGUGCCUCUGAUGGUUUUAUCCCCUGCACACUUUUCCUUCUACUCAAUAGAUUUUUAUAAUUAAUAUGUUUACACCAGUGUGACCAAUUUUACCUACAUGGGGAAGUUGCCUUGUCGAUUUUUAUAUACUAGAAAAUACUAAAAGAAUAACCAAACGGUGUUUAUGUGGAGGUUAAGAAGAAGAGUUCUCUGUUUUUUGCACUUUUUGCAUCAAAGCCUUUUAGGUAAGCUAAAACAAUUCCUACAUACUAUGACAUGUGCAAUAGAAAUGUAUUAUUUCUGUAUGCAAACUAAGCUGUAACCAGACAUGUCAAUGAGUGUUAA
This is a messenger RNA of Centropristis striata (black sea bass), 1216 nucleotides long. It is a transcript of the gene psph, whose product is annotated as phosphoserine phosphatase. The record is from RefSeq and is a predicted model, not a curated record. The transcript has 6 exons. Gene Ontology annotation, molecular function: L-phosphoserine phosphatase activity; magnesium ion binding. NCBI's taxonomy places the organism in Eukaryota, Metazoa, Chordata, Actinopteri, Perciformes, Serranidae. Gene Ontology annotation, cellular component: cytoplasm. Gene Ontology annotation, biological process: dephosphorylation; L-serine biosynthetic process. Bases 25 to 837 code for a protein of 270 amino acids.